CGCACGGCGGAGACGUCACGGCGCACGCCGUCCGGAAGUGCGUGAGCUGCGAUGACGACGAAGGCUGCGGCGGGGCUGAUGUAUAGUUGGUGACUUUGUCCCCAGAUGCUGAGGUGCCUGAAUCCCUGGCGCAGGCCACUACUGAGCUGUAGUUGGAGUAGGCUGUGCCUUUUCAAGCAGUAUCUGUUUACAAUGAAGUUGCAGUCUCCAGAAUUCCAGUCACUGUUCACAGAAGGAUUGAAGAGUCUGACAGAUUUAUUUGUGAAAGAAAAUCAUGAAUUAAGAAUAGCAGGAGGAGCAGUGAGGGAUUUAUUAAGUGGAGUAAAGCCUCAAGAUGUGGAUUUUGCUACCACUGCUACCCCUGCUCAGAUGAAGGAGAUGUUUCAGUCUGCUGGUAUUCGCAUGAUAAACAACAAAGGGGAAAAGCAUGGGACAAUUACUGCCAGGCUUCAUGAAGAAAAUUUUGAAAUCACUACACUGCGGAUUGAUGUUGUCACUGAUGGAAGACACGCUGAGGUAGAAUUCACAACUGAUUGGCAGAAAGAUGCUGAACGCAGAGAUCUCACUAUAAAUUCUAUGUUUUUAGGUUUUGAUGGUACCUUAUUUGACUACUUCAGUGGUUUUGAAGAUUUAAAAAAUAAGAAAGUUAGGUUUGUUGGACAUGCUAAACAGAGGAUACAAGAAGAUUAUCUUCGAAUUUUAAGAUAUUUCCGGUUUUAUGGGAGAAUUGUAGACAAGCCUGGUGACCACGAUCCUGAGACUUUGGAAGCGAUUGCAGAAAAUGCAAAAGGCUUGGCUGGAAUAUCAGGGGAGAGAAUUUGGGUGGAACUGAAAAAAAUUCUUAUUGGUAACCAUGUAAAUCACUUGAUUAACCUCAUCUAUGAUCUUGGUGUGGCUCCUUACAUAGGCUUACCUACUAAUGCAAGUUUAGAAGAAUUUAACAAAGUCAGUAAAAAUGUUGAAGGUUUUUCACCAAAGCCAAUGACGGUCUUGGCCUCAUUAUUCAAAGUACAGGAUGAUGUCACAAAAUUGGAUUUGAGGUUGAAGAUUUCAAAAGAAGAGAAAAACCUUGGUAUAUUUGUAGUUAAAAACAGAAAAGAUUUGGUUAAAGCAGCAGAUAGUUCAGAACCAUUGAAACCCUAUCAAGACUUCAUUAUAGAUUCUAGGGAAUCUGAUGCAACAACCCGUGUGUGUGAACUCCUGAAGUACCAAGGAGAGCAUCGUCUUCUUGAGCAAAUGCAGCAAUGGUGCAUUCCUCCAUUUCCUGUGAGUGGCCAUGACAUCAGAAAAGUAGGCAUUUCUUCAGGAAAAGAAAUUGGGGCUGUGUUGCAGCAGUUACGAGAACAGUGGAAAAAAAGCGGUUACCAAAUGGAGAAAGAUGAACUCCUAAGUUACAUAAAGAAGAGUGAAAAUUGAUGAGAGCGGAUAUUAAAUAGCAGAAAAUUUUUGGUAAAACUAGUUUGUUCGUUUUUUUUUUUCCCUUCCCUCUUAGAUUUAAGAGAGACUUGAAUAUAUAGCAGAAUAAAAGCCAGGGUAGAGGACCUCUUCAGAUGAGUAAAGGUCUUAUUUUGUGAGAUCUAAUUAUAUUUUAGGCAGUAAACUGAAGUCUACCUCCUCUUAAUUUGAUUUAUAUCACUGAACCCUGUGAUUCUUUUGGAGUAGUUCCUACUGCAAAUAGUAUAGUUGUUUCCCCCUGUUGUAAUCUGUCUAGGCUUUCUUCUUUCUUCUUUCUUUUUUUGGUAUAGCGUGUUACUGAUUGAUCUUAAAACGUGGUAACUCGAUAAAAGUGUUUCUUAAUGUUUGUAAUUGAAAUAACUGCAUUAUUUUAUCGUUCUGGAAUCCAGGUAAGAAGUGAAACUUACAACAGUGUGUUGAUAACACAGUAGUUGACAAAGUGGCCUAUAUAAAAUAAUGAAGACCAGAUGUGUCCCAAGUGGCUGGCAUUUGUAUACCCAAAACUUGUUCUAGCAAGCUGUUUUAGUAUGUAGUUGAUACUUUUGUCAUAAUUUAUGCAUGCUAGGCCUGAGAAAGAUUGGCUUGACAGUUACUCUUGAGCCUAUUAUUUUAAUAAACAUUCCCUUUGGAAUUGGAAGAGAAAUGUGUGUGGUAUGUGACAGUAUAUAUCAUUACACAUACACACAUAUUCUACAUACUGACAAAUUAAGGUCAGUGUUAACUUUUUAAAGAUGUGGCCUACAUUAUAAUGUCCGUGAACAGACCUGUACAUAUGGUCUUUUAAUUUCUUUUUAUUUGAGAGAAAGGGACACAGAAUCCGAAGCAGGCUCCGAGCUGUCAGCACAGAGCCCGACGUGGGGCUCGAACUCCUGAGGUGUGAGAGACGCUUAACCGACUAAGCCACCCAGGUGCCCCUGCACACAUGGUCUUUUAAAGUAAAAGGUUUGAGCUCUAAAUGUUUUCAGUAGGUAAAUGGGUGCAACGUAUUAUUUCAACAUUGUGACAUUUUACUUUUGUGUAGCCAGACAGGUCAGUAAUUUAAGUCCCACUUAAAAAUAGUGUUAUAUGCUUUUUUUGUUGUUUUUUUUUAAAUAUCAGAAACUUUUAUUUGCAAGUGUCAGUAAACAAAAUAGAACAUUCUGUGAGGUUACACCUUUCAGAUGGCAAAAGUAAAAGCAGCGUUCCUUCUCUGUGACUGGUUUCAGUGUAGAGAUGUGCUUUGCUAUUGGAAAUAGUUUAGUGUAAGACUGAAGAACUAGUACAGUCCUAUAAACCCAAUGUUCUCAGUAGUAGUAAUAGCUUAGGAAAAAAAACUACAAUCUUGGCAUAUACUCUUAAAGAACUGACAGCA
This is a messenger RNA of Panthera uncia (snow leopard), 2806 nucleotides long. It is a transcript of the gene TRNT1, whose product is annotated as tRNA nucleotidyl transferase 1. Gene Ontology annotation, molecular function: RNA binding; nucleotidyltransferase activity. NCBI's taxonomy places the organism in Eukaryota, Metazoa, Chordata, Mammalia, Carnivora, Felidae. The record is from RefSeq and is a predicted model, not a curated record. The coding region runs from base 106 to 1416 and encodes 436 amino acids. The transcript is spliced from 8 exons. Gene Ontology annotation, biological process: RNA processing.